Messenger RNA from Chrysoperla carnea, 4658 nucleotides. RefSeq names its product claspin. Gene Ontology annotation, biological process: activation of protein kinase activity; mitotic DNA replication checkpoint signaling; mitotic G2 DNA damage checkpoint signaling. The transcript is spliced from 12 exons. The record is from RefSeq and is a predicted model, not a curated record. Gene Ontology annotation, molecular function: anaphase-promoting complex binding. Lineage: Eukaryota; Metazoa; Arthropoda; Insecta; Neuroptera; Chrysopidae. Bases 90 to 4133 code for a protein of 1347 amino acids.
CCAAACUUUUUACGGCGGGUAAAGUUAUUCUUUUCAAAAAUCGUCUAUUUAAUUUAUUUAAUUAAGAACAAAAAUUGGCAUAUUAAAAAAUGGGUACAGUUGUCAAUAAUAAUUCUACGGAAAUAAUAUUAUCAUCGGUAGAUUCACCACCAGCAGUGGAAAUGCAUGCGACAGUUUUAAGUACAGUUAAGUCAGACAAUGGGAAUACAUCAGGUGUUGAUCAAAACAUGGAAACAGACCAGAGUACAAUUAUUCAUACAGCAAUUAUGGUUGAGAGUGUUGAAACAGAUGAAAAUUUAUCUAAUAAAAUAGAAAAUAAACAAAGUAAUUUUAAAACAAGAUUUAGUUCAUUGAUUGAUAGUGAUUCGGACUCAGAUGAUAACGGUACAUGUAAUAUUACUUAUUCAAAACCGAGUCGGGUGAAUCUAUUUGAUUCGGAAAGUGAAAAUGAAGAAAAUAAUAAUGAAGAUGAAAAUUUUAGUUCUGUCAAAGAAACCGAAGACGUUAAAAGUAAAAGCAAAUCUACGAUUAAGAUGACUGGUAAAGAAGCACAAAUACAACGUUUGGAAAUUGCUUCAGCAAGUCAACGUCGAUUACGUGAAUCUCGCUUAUCGUUACCAUAUCAUAAACCUAAACAGCGUACUUUAAAAGAAUUUUUAAAAAUUCGACCUAAAAUUUCUGACCCUGUACCAGAGGAUUUAAAAAAUAUGAGUUCAGUAAAUGCUAUAAAAUUAGCGUCAAUUCGCACAACAGAAAUUUCUAAAAAACUGGAAGAAAGAGAGAAAAUCCUUGAAAAGUUCUAUAAAUCAUCUAGUGAAUCGGAAACUGAAGAAAAUGAGAAAGAUGAUGAACUUAUUGAAAAAUCUGUGAUAAAUACAUCAACUUCAAAAGAUAAAAAUGAUGAGAAAAAAAUCGAUGAAACUAAUGAAAAUGAUACACCUCAAAUUGAGGAAAUAAAUGAAAAUUCAGAAAUGAAUAAUAAAUCGUCUGAAAACAUUGUUGAAGAAGAACCAUGUAGCAUUCAAGGGAUAUUAGAUGAAUUACAAAUUGAUUAUUCAAAAUUCAAACAUGAAUUAAUUAAAUCAUUUCUACAACCAACAAAAUUAAUAGAACGCAUGGAAGCUGACAUUAAAUCAUUUGAAGAUCAAGAUUUUGAAGAAACCGAAUUAAUAUCAGAAUUCGAAUUGAAUAAAAUCAUUGAUACCCUAAAUACCGAGGAUGCUUCGAAAACCAACAGCAAUGAUCAAAUUAUGGAAAUUGAUGAUGAUGAAGAAGUCGCUGUUUCAACGAAAUGUGAUGUUAAUAUUGAAAAUAUGAAUAAUAAUCAAGGAAAAUGGACAGAAAAUAAAUGUUUCAAUGAAUUAUCGGAUAGUGAAAAAGAUGAAACCAAUGAUGCGGUUAUGGAACAUAAUAAUACAGAAUUAAAAGAAAAUAUACAUUUAACAAAUAUUAAAACACUUACACCACGUUUGACUGGCGAUAAAAAUCAAAUAAUUGAUUUGUCCGAAGAUAUUUUUGAGAAGAAUAAAGGUGUUAAGAAUUUGGUGGAACGUUUUGUACAACAUAAUGCAAAGAAGUCGCAUUCGCCAAAAGUGCUCCAAGUUAGAGUGGUAACAGAAGAUACUGGUGGAUUUAAAGAAGAGAAAUUAACUAUGCAGACACAUCACGAAGAUGAAGAUGUAGUUUCUCCAAUAAAUGAAAAACCCGGUGCAAAAUUAAUGCGAUUGCGUGAAGAUUUACAAAAGAAAAUAGCAAAACGUCGUGCUGAAGAAUGGGCACGUAAACAAAAAGAAACGAAAGAAUUGUUGGGUGUCGUCGAAAAUGAUGAUGAAGAGGAAGAAGAGGAUGAUUUUGAAUCAAUUUAUAAAAAUGAAAAAGAUGAUUGUUGUUCAGAUAAAAAAACAAAAGGAGAUGUUGAUAAUGGUGUAGAUGGUGAUGAUGAAGCUGAAGAUGAGGAUGUUGAAGACGAAGACGAAGAGGAGGAAGAUGUUGAUUAUUAUAAAGAAAAGAAAACUAAAAAGAAUUCUGAAUUUGUUGAUGAAGAGGCAGAAGAAAGUGGUAACGAAGAAGAUGGCGAUGAAAGUGAAGAAGAAGACGGUGAAAGUGUAGAUAAUGACGAAGAUGAAAAUGAACAGAAUCAGGAAACUGAGAAGAACAAAGUACGGCCUAGACGGAGAAUUAAGGAAUUAACAGAGGACAGUACGGAUACUGAGAAUGAAACUGCUGAGAAUGAUUCACAAAAAUUGCCCAAAUCUACAACAUAUCAAACACAAACUGAAGAAAGUCCAAUCAAUAAGUCACAAAAUGAUAUGUUCAGUACUCAAUCAAAAACUGAUUGUGAUGGUGAUGAGUUUCCAUUAUGUCAACCGCCAAUUUUGAAAACACCUUUAUCGAAACGUAAUAAUUGUGAAGCAGAAAAUAAUUUUCUAUCACCUGUUCUACAAUUUACAGCGUUACAAAGUUUAUCAUUGGAUACCAAGACAAUUCAUCAACAAUCACCAAAUUGCACGUUUACAAUACCCAAUGAACCGUCACCUUUAAGGAAUGAAAAAUAUUCUCCAAAACAAUUGUUCUGUGAUUCAAAAAUACCAAAUACUCAAGAAAAUUUAAAUGAACUUAUGGAAUUAUGUUCCGGGAAAUUCAGUGAUAGUUCUCAAGCUUUGACCGCACCAUCACAACCGCAAUUAGAUUUUACUUUAACUCCAGAUGCGGAGUGGACUACACAACGUAUAAUAACAGCCAGUCAAAGUACGGAUACUCAAAAAAAAACGACAGAUGCAUCACAAGAGUUAAAUGGAAAUAAUUUGAAGACUGAAAAUAAUUCCUUCAUGAAAUUAUUUACAUCGGAUGAUGAAUCAGAAAUUGAGUUAAAAAAAAUAAUGAGUUCUAAUAGUACGAACACCCCCAAACCAACAAAGAAUGAACUAUUUUUAGCCGCUUCGUCCUCGGAGGAUGAAAAUAAAGUUCUGAAAACAACUAAAAAACAACGAAAAUUAGUCAAGAAAAAACCUGUAAAAUUGUUUUGUUCUGACGAUGAAGACGACGCCUCAGAAAAUUCAAUUGACAAAGAAAUCAACUCUAACGAUGAUGGCUCGGAUGAUCAAGAAGAGGAUGUUGAAGAGACUCAUGAAAUUGGUUAUGAUUCGGAAGAGAAUGAAAUUCUUGUUGAAAAGCCAAAAGCAACUCGUGUUAAAGAUUUCUUUGAUGCGGAAGCAGAAUUAUCAGAAGAUGAACAUAUGGGAAGUGAUGAUGAAAGUGAGGAUGGCUUAGAUGAAAUGGAACUAGAAGAAGGUGAUCGUGAUAAAUUAAAUGAAAGUGAAGUAAAACGUCAAUUAGAAAAGAUUCACAUGAAACAAAUACUUGAUGAAGAUAAACGAGAUGUACGAAUUUUGCAAGAAUUAUUAUUAGAGGAUGGUGAUUUACAUUCAGAUAAGGGCCGACAACGACAAUUUAGGUGGAAAAAUUCAAUGGAUGCGGGUCUCGGAAACGAUGAGAAUGUUCAACCUUUUGAUAAUGAAUCUGAAUUAAUAAGUAUCGAUGAAGAGCAAGAUGGAGACAGCGAAUGGAGGAAGGCAAGAUUUGAACGUGAAAAAAUAUUAAAAGAGCAAAGAUUAAAAGAAAAAUUGGAUACCAGUGACAUUGAUUUAGUGAUUGAAGGUGGCGAUUCAAUUUUAAAAUUAGGUCAAACUAAAUUACGCACAAGUGGGGUUUCGUCUAUGUCGUGUAAACGGACAUCUAUGGAAAAAUGUAGUUCGGUGAUAAAUGUUUCACAGGAUAUUAAAAAACCAUUAGGGUUAACGAAUAAAAAAGGAUCAUUUCUAACGCGAGGACAAAGUACAUUAGCACGAUUAGCAGCAGUAGCCACAACAAAAUCGACUGACAUUAUUGGCGGUGUAAAAAAUUCACGAAAUUUUGUAUUUCAAACAUUAGAUCCUCCUCCUACAGUAAACGGUAAUAAUAAUAUUAAUAAUAAAAACAGUGAUGAUAAAAAGGUUACAAAAAAUAAUAUAAACGGUAAACGAAAAGCAACAGACUUGGAUACAACACCAUUAAUGUUUAAAAAAUUACGUGUGGCUGAUAGUUUAGAUAAAAAAGUGAGCUCUAGGGUUAAAAAAUUAUUAAAUAAUUUGUAAUUUUCUUGUUAUAAUUUAAAAAAAAUUAAAAUCAGAUAAAAAUGCAUUUAUAACGGAAAAAUUAUUGGGUCUUGUAUAAUGAGAGAAACGAAGAAAACAUGUGAAACCAUAAGUAGCGCUUGAAAACUGUAAAGGCUGAUGAAUGUUUUUGUUUGACCAAUUUUAAUUAUUACAUAUUUUUUUAAUGAUCUAAAAAUAUAAAUUAAAAAAAUUUUUGUAAUUAAGCAAAAUUUACCUAUUUAAUUAAAAGUUGUACUAAUUAUCUUGAUCCUGAAGAUUUAUUGCCAGCAGUACCUUUUGCAAUCGGUCUACUUGAAAGUGCUUAAUUACUGCAUAAUUAAAAUUUAUUUAUUAUUGUUGAAUUUUUUUUUAUUGUUAAGAUUGUACAGUAUUGGUAUAAUAGUCCAUAAUAGAAAAAGACAUCCAUAUAACCCCUUAAAACUAUAAAGUGAAAACGACUGAAAAACAUGUUACGCCCGCCAGACUGAUAAAAAUUUGUUUAUCUUAAUACUAAUAAAAAAUUUG